Messenger RNA from Arvicanthis niloticus (Nile rat), 2990 nucleotides. It is a transcript of the gene Pgap4, whose product is annotated as post-GPI attachment to proteins GalNAc transferase 4. Gene Ontology annotation, cellular component: Golgi membrane. NCBI's taxonomy places the organism in Eukaryota, Metazoa, Chordata, Mammalia, Rodentia, Muridae. Gene Ontology annotation, molecular function: glycosyltransferase activity. Gene Ontology annotation, biological process: GPI anchor biosynthetic process. The record is from RefSeq and is a predicted model, not a curated record.
GCGGCACCAGGCAGGUUGCCUUGCUCUUUGGCUGUCGCCGGCCGGCCGGGCCGCGUUGUCACCAGGCCCAGGGAUGCAGCCCGAGAGCUCCACACAGCCCGGCCGCGCGGACCGCCCGAGCGCUACCCCUUAAUGGCUGCCUGGGAGCGGGGCCCACUCGGCCGGUCCCCGGCGGGGCGCGUCCUCCAGCGAAGGUGACCGGGAGGAAGGCGUCCCUCCCGCUCCCGGGAACGCCCGAGCCUGGAACGCCGCUGCGAGGGAAUCGCAGGCUCGGCCUGAAGGUGGGGAAACUGAGGCCGGAGGGCAGAGAAAACUCCCCAAGGUUUAACUUACUGAUUCUGGCCCGAGAUCCAGGAUGGUUUGUUCUUGGGACCAGACAUGACCAAAAAGUUGAUGCCAUGACCACGUCAACCUCUCCAGCUGCCAUGCUUCUCCGGAGGCUUCGGCGACUUUCCUGGAGCAGCACAGCUGUGCAGCUCUUCAUUCUAACUGUGGUGACAUUUGGCUUACUGGCCCCUCUGGCCUGCCACCGGCUCCUCCACUCAUACUUCUAUCUGCGCCAUUGGCAUCUAAACCAGAUGAGCCAGGACUUCUUGCAACAGAGCCUGAAGGAGGGGGAGGCUGCCCUCCACUACUUUGAAGAGCUACCCUCUGCCAAUGGUUCUGUGCCCAUUGUCUGGCAGGCCACUCCUCGUCCCUGGCUGGUGAUCACCAUAAUCACUGUAGAUAGGCAGCCUGGCUUUCAUUAUGUCUUACAGGUAGUGUCCCAGUUCCAUCGGCUUCUGCAGCAGUGCGGCCCCCAGUGUGAGGGGCACCAGCUCUUCCUGUGCAAUGUGGAACGAAGUGUGAGCCAUUUUGAUGCUAAGCUGCUCUCCAAGUAUGUCCCUGUGGCCAACCGCUAUGAGGGUACCGAAGACGAUUAUGGUGAUGACCCUUCAACCAACUCAUUUGAGAAAGAGAAGCAAGACUAUGUCUAUUGCCUGGAGUCAUCGCUGCAGACCUACAAUCCAGACUAUGUCCUGAUGGUGGAGGAUGAUGCUAUUCCAGAAGAACAGAUCUUCCCAGUAUUGGAGCACCUAUUGCGUGCUCGCUUCUCUGAGCCACACCUCCAAGAUGCCCUGUAUCUAAAGCUCUAUCACCCAGAGAGGCUACAGCACUACAUCAACCCCGAGCCUAUGCGGAUCCUGGAGUGGGUUGGUGUGGGCAUGCUGCUGGGGCCUGCUCUAACCUGGAUAUACAUGAGGUUUGCCUGCCGACCAGGCUUCAGUUGGCCUGUCAUGCUUUUCUUCUGUCUGUACAGCAUGGGACUGGUGGAACUGGUGGGCCGACACUAUUUCCUGGAACUGCGGCGCCUGAGUCCCUCCUUGUACAGUGUGGUUCCUGCCUCUCAGUGUUGCACCCCCGCUAUGCUCUUCCCUGCCCCUGCUGCCCGCAGGACCCUCACCUACCUGUCCCAGGUGUACUGCCACAAGGGCUUUGGCAAAGACAUGGCACUGUACUCUCUGCUGAGAGCCAAGGGGGAGCGGGCCUAUGUGGUAGAGCCCAACCUUGUGAAACACAUUGGGCUCUUCUCCAGUCUACGGUACAAUUUUCAUCCCAGCCUACUCUAGGAAUGCCAAGAAAUGCUUUUCUGCCAUUAGCUAUUUCCAGGAGAGGCACACGCUGAACUCUUUACUUAGACGUGGUUGCUUGCAGAGAUAUUUCAUUGUUCAACGUUGCUAGGUGUAAAGGCACUGGGACAGGGAGGAAUGCAUCCAAGUGAAAAGCCCUGACUGGUAAUCCUCCAGCAGAAGCAGCAGUUUGCCACAGGUCUGGAUCUCUGUCCCUCUACACAGCCACACUGUCUCCCGCAGUCUGCCCUGCUCAGUGAGGAUGAAUGCCGGUGAUAGUUAUCUUCUCUGUGUCUGCGAGUUGUGCCUCGGGACGGAGCCCAUGACUGCCAAAAAUCUUGUGCACUGUAGUGUAAGACUUGAGUUAGGGUUUUAAGGGUAGAGUAUGGUGAGCAGUCAGAUGCUUUUACUUAGAAUAUAUGCCCAAAGAAGGCAGGAUCGUGUUGCCAUAAUCUAUUUGUUUUCCUUGACCUGGUGUAAUAAAAGUGUCAAAGUUGUGCUGUGUCAGUUGUCUUGGAGACAGUGAUCUGGCUCUUCUGUGGUACAGUGACUUCUUUUCCUCCCAGUACCCAUCGUAUACCCAGAGCAAUGCUAUUGAUAAGAGCUUUAAGCCACAGCAGAAUCUACAUGCACUUUCUGAAUAACCCCAGUCUAGUUGCUUGCGUUAAAUACAAAAUUAAUGUUGAACAUUUCUGUCAUAGUGUGAUUCCUUGGUAGGUGGAUAUUUCAGAAGGAGACGGAAGAGUGACCUCCACACUGGGAGCAUAGCCUUCUCCCUACAUUUGUUGCCUAAAGCUUUGCCCUCAUUUCAUUUUUUACUGGUGACAUUAUAGCAUAGAAGACCAAGUAUGGUCUGUGAAGUAAAAACCUUGUAUGUUCAUGGUUUGAGGGGUACCCGUGAGAGAGAAAAUUUUUACACUUAAAAUGUUUUAAUUGUAUGUGGGAGGUGGCAUAUUUAUGUGUGUGGGAAUAUGUUUAUGUAUAUGCAGUUAUAUGGAGGCUAGGGGUUGUUGGCUGGAGUCUUUCUCAAUUGUUUUCUGCUGACCAGGGUCUCACUGAACAUUGAAUUCACCAGUUUGGUUAGACUGGCUAAGCAGCAAGCUCCAGACAACCUCCUGCCUCUGUUUCCCCACUACAUUGUUAUAGAUAUGUGUGAUUCUGCCUGCAUGCUAGGGAACAAGCGCAGGUCCUCACUCAUCCUUAUGUGGCACCUACUUUAUCAACUGAGCCAUUUACCUAGCCCGCAUUUGUAUAUUUUAGUAAGGUAUUUGUGAUACUGUUUAAUGGAGACAUAGGGCAUGUGGUUUUCACCUGCAUAGUAGCUGUUUGAGCCCAACCACUGCUAAAAAUAAAGACUGGCUUUUCAUUGUGGUUUCUAAA